CAAGUUGAUGAAGCUGCCCCUGUCAUGCGACCGGGAAACUGUUGAUCCUGAUGGUGCGGAAUGGUACGUCUAUGGCCAGUGUAAGCUGCGGGUAAUACUUCGUUAUUCCCCAGCGUCACUUUUCCCAGGUCUUCUGCGAACCUGAGAUUGCUGAACCAAGAGACCUGUCUACGCGUGCGAACACUCCGGAAGAAUUAAUUGCAGCCUCCCACGCAACGAACAGCUCAUCCAGCAACAAGUGGAAAAGCAUCAAUGCGAACUCGGGCAAAGUGCCGCCUAAUGGGUAAUGGGAGGUGCUACGCAUUCCUAUUAAGGAAACAUUUAGCACCAGCAACAUCUGACAAGGUUGGUCUCCCAGUUGGCAGUGGGACCACCAUCGCCGUAACAAGGAUCGAAUAGUCCACGAAGGCGCCGCACGUCUAGACAACGUGUUUGGAUCCCCGAAAAUGAUUGCAGUGACCACACACGCCUGGAAGUGUCAACAUCCGUGGCAAGUAUACUACCUCUUGUGCUUGCUUCAUACAAAUUGUGCUUAUUCUCAAUACCCAGGUAAAAUUUGUCUGAACUUACCACCAUCUCUCUCUUCGCGCCUUAUAUAUUCUUUUAAGCAGUCAUUCACGUUCCAGGUAUUGUCAUCCCGAAUUGUCUUUCACGAAAGACGGCAUUUCAGACAUGGCUCCGUCAGCGAUUCCUAUGGAUCCUCAACCGACACAUUCUCACACCGUCAACGGCCUAGCCAAGGAGGGCAUGUUCAAAGCAGGAAAACUCACAGAAGGCGUCUCUAGGAGAACGUCUGAGCAGGACCUCGUUCUAAGAACAUUCAGACUCUUGAUAGCCGACUUAUGCCAACAAUUCAAAGGAGGUCAUCCAGGUGGCGCCAUGGGGAUGGCAGCAAUCGAUAUUGCUCUUUGGAAAUACAUGAUGCGCUACGCACCACAUACCCCAGACUUCCUGAAUCGCGAUAGAUUCGUCUUGUCAAACGGGCACACCUGUCUCUUUCAAUAUACGUUCCUGGAUCUCACCGGGUAUAAGGCUAUGACGUUUGACCAACUCAAAAGCUACCACUCCUCCCGGGUGGAUGCCCUUUGUCCUGGUCAUCCAGAGAUUGAAUAUGAGGGCAUUGAGGUUACGACAGGGCCACUUGGACAAGGCAUCGCCAAUGCUGUUGGCCUGGCUAUGGCGUCCAAACAUCUCGCGUCGAAAUUCAACAAGCCAGGCUUCGAUAUUGUUUCAGACCACAUCUGGUGUAUGGUUGGGGAUGCAUGUCUUCAGGAGGGUGUCGGACUGGAGGCCAUCUCAUUUGCCAGGCAUUUACGCUUCAACAACAUGACUGUGAUAUACGACAAUAAUCAAAUCACCUGCGUCGGCCUAGUGAGUCUGACAAACACCGAAGAUGUUGAUAUGAAAAUGAAAGCAUGCGGGUGGAAUGUCAUCAAUAUCGAAGACGGCUGCUUCGAUGUCGAAGGGAUUGCGGCCUGCUACAGGCGGUCUUCUGGUGCUACGCGCGAAUGGACCUUUGUGACGCGAUCAUUGCGGAUGGCACCGAGAGUACUGUUCGGACGGUCAAAAAAUGGGCACUCCUUGGUGCUGAAGGCGCGUUGCACGAGACUGAUGCAGCCCAGCAGCAAGCCAUCGGAGAGGAGUUUCUCAAGCGAGGCCACCAGAUACCAGACAUGUACGCCAACUACGCGGUGUACCUUUGUGCAAGAGUUAGUGAUCUUCUGGCGCGUCGCACAAGGCACAUUGAAUUGGGAGAGGACAACGGCUGCGAUAGCAAUGCUUUUGGGCACUAGUGGACUCGACUCUGGGACGAAUUGCAGGAGUGGCUGUCAUGCCGACCGACGGAAAUGACUCCCGUCAAGUCGAGCACCAACAGCAAUGCCUCGCGCUUCCAGAGCAUCUUCUUUGCCCACUGGGCCACCAUCUCCAGCAAUCAGCUUUACCACACCGCCUGCAUUUUGAUGCUUGAGAUGAAGGACAUCGACACCACGUCCGCUCGUUCUGAUGAACUGUACUCAACGCUUUGGUAUGUGUGCAGAGUAGUAGGCAUCUCUCUUACCAAUCCGCACCCCGGGUGUAUCAACAACGCUAUUCAACCACUUUUUGUGGCCGGGAAACUGUUCACGCACCGCGAGGAGCAGAGGAUCAUUGUCAAGCUGAUUGACUCAAUCGAGGCACGCACUGGCUGGGGCUCGAGAUGGCGCAUCAAGGAUUUAGAAGCCGCUUGGGGCUAUCGCCGCGGUACAUUUACUCGAUAGGGAGUUUAAUGGACGGCUGAGCUGGGUUCACGACUGCUCAUGAUCGACGAACAUCCCAGGAAACGUCCAAUGGUAGUCGCCCAGGACCAUUCAAGCCGCACAGAUAGAUCCGAACGCCUCAGUCUAUUACACGCAGCCUGAACAUUUCAGUAUCUCGCUAUACAAUGAUCUGAGGGAAGGCGUAGGAGAGAUGUAGAACAAAACGAGACCGUCACGACCGUCAAGGCGACAGGGAGACGAGGAAGGUGGUUCUUUAAAGCAGCACCACUUCGAU
Exophiala xenobiotica is the source of this 2532-nucleotide messenger RNA. RefSeq lists its product as uncharacterized. The coding region runs from base 673 to 1851 and encodes 392 amino acids. The record is from RefSeq and is a predicted model, not a curated record. Gene Ontology annotation, molecular function: transketolase activity. Gene Ontology annotation, biological process: pentose-phosphate shunt. The transcript is spliced from 3 exons. NCBI's taxonomy places the organism in Eukaryota, Fungi, Ascomycota, Eurotiomycetes, Chaetothyriales, Herpotrichiellaceae. Gene Ontology annotation, cellular component: cytosol.